Oldenlandia corymbosa var. corymbosa is the source of this 1335-nucleotide messenger RNA. NCBI's taxonomy places the organism in Eukaryota, Viridiplantae, Streptophyta, Magnoliopsida, Gentianales, Rubiaceae. The record is from the annotation of a GenBank genome assembly.
AUGGCUACCAUUUCUAAGCUUUCCACCGCCGCCACUGCUUCCGCGAGCUGGGUUUCUGCUGAUCUUCAUGGUGGACGGACCCGAUCGUCUUCCUUGUCCCUUCUUCACAGACCCUUUGCCAACGCUAAUGCCAGAAAGCUUCUCCUGUCAACUACCUUCUCUGCUCCUGUUGCUCCUCACAGUGUUUCCUUGAUUGUUAGGUGCUCCAGUGCUUCUGGAAAUGGAAGCCCUAUCAAGAGAACAACACUUCACGACCUUUAUGAGAAGCAAGGGCAAAGUCCUUGGUAUGAUAAUUUGUGCCGUCCUGUUACUGACCUGAUUCCAUUGAUUGAAAGUGGCGUCAGAGGUGUAACGAGCAACCCUGCGAUCUUCCAGAAGGCAAUAUCUACAUCAAAUGCCUAUAAUGACCAAUUCAGGGAACUAGUUCAAGCUGGGAAGGACAUAGAAAGUGCAUACUGGGAACUUGUUAUCAAGGAUAUCCAAGAUGCGUGUAAACUCUUUGAACCAAUUUAUGAUGAAACAGAUGGUGGUGAUGGAUACGUUUCCGUUGAAGUGUCACCAAGACUUGCUGAUGAUACUCAAGGGACGAUCGAAGCUGCAAAGUGGCUUCAUAAAGUAGUUUCUCGACCGAAUGUUUACAUAAAAAUCCCUGCUACCGCUCCGUGCAUCCCAUCGAUAAAGGAAGUGAUUGCAAAUGGGAUAAGUGUCAAUGUCACGCUCAUAUUCUCUCUUGCAAGAUAUGAAGCAGUCAUCGAUGCUUACCUUGAUGGCCUUGAAGCGUCCGGGCUAUCAGAUCUUUCUCGCGUCACAAGUGUUGCCUCGUUCUUUGUUAGUCGAGUAGACACCUUGGUGGACAAGAUGCUUGAGAAAAUUGGAACACCCGAAGCUCUGAAUCUCCGUGGGAAGGCUGCAAAUGCGCAAGCUGGUCUUGCUUAUCAGCUCUAUCAGAAGAAGUUCUCUGGACCAAGAUGGGAGGCUUUGGUGAAAAAGGGUGCCAAGAAGCAGAGGUUGCUGUGGGCCUCAACCAGUGUGAAGAAUCCAGCAUACCCUGAUACCUUAUAUGUGGCUCCUCUCAUUGGACCUGACACGGUGUCGACCAUGCCGGACCAAGCCCUCCAAGCUUUCAUUGAUCAUGGCACUGUUGGAAGGACCAUCGAUGCCAAUGUUUCUGAAGCAGAGGGUAUUUACAGUGCCCUUGAGAAGUUGGGAAUUGACUGGGGCUACGUGGGAUCUCAACUUGAAGUUGAAGGAGUGGAUUCUUUCAAGAAAAGCUUUGAUAGCCUGUUAGACAGUCUGCAAGAGAAGGCAAAUAGUCUUAAGCUUGUUAGCCAUUGA